AUGCCUCCAAUUACAAACGAAGGAAUCUGGAUCGAGAACGGACGAAUAGUCUCCGACGGCGUCCCCAACAGCAACGAAACAGCCCACUGGAUAACAGUCGACUUCGACGACACGGACGAAGACCUCAGCGACACGGAACUUAUGGAAAAGUUCACACGCGCCAUCCGCGCCUCGGAAUGUACCAUGGGCCACGAAUGCGAGCACCACUUCCGGCCCUACUGCAUCUCCCUCGGGGUUUGUUAUAGUCAUGACUGUCAGGCGAUGGGAUGUGAAGUGUGGGACCGGGAUAUUGUGCCUGGGAGUGAGGUUUUGGGCUGUCGGGAUGGUAUUUUGGUUAAUUUGCUGGAGCUUGCUGUUGAUAUUCAGAGGAGGGUCCGUAGGGGUGAUGUUAGGAUUAAUCGGGAGGUUCUUUUUAGGGGAAUGUAA
Molecule: messenger RNA, 426 nt
Organism: Penicillium nucicola
Lineage: Eukaryota; Fungi; Ascomycota; Eurotiomycetes; Eurotiales; Aspergillaceae
Exons: 1
Coding region: 1-426 (141 amino acids)
Source: RefSeq, a predicted model, not a curated record